This is a messenger RNA of Penicillium cataractarum, 2646 nucleotides long. RefSeq lists its product as uncharacterized. The transcript has 4 exons. Gene Ontology annotation, molecular function: structural constituent of nuclear pore. Bases 1 to 2646 code for a protein of 881 amino acids. Gene Ontology annotation, cellular component: nuclear pore. Gene Ontology annotation, biological process: mRNA export from nucleus; ribosomal small subunit export from nucleus; protein import into nucleus. Lineage: Eukaryota; Fungi; Ascomycota; Eurotiomycetes; Eurotiales; Aspergillaceae. The record is from RefSeq and is a predicted model, not a curated record.
AUGCCCAAGGUCAACAGCUAUGCGCCGGCCUGGCUGUGCCGGCCCUCCCCCGGUGCCAGCCUCUUCACGAGCAACGCCGACAACAGCCCUGCGGAGGAGCUCCAGACUAAACCUAAGCCUUCCACUGACAGUGGUGCUGCCCGAACGAUCGCAAAGAGGGGCAAUGAAAUCUUCGUCGUGAUCGACAAUGAGAUCCGCUGGUCCAACCUUGCGCGCCUCAAGGAUCAAUGGCAACAAGAGGCCAGGAAGAAGAAAACCAAGGACCAGACGAACAGCUCUCUCAUACCAUCAUACAGGGUUCUCGCCGUGCCCGUCUACGGACUGAUCAAACAGAUCCUGCCCUCCCCGAAUGGCGCUUUUCUCGCAAUCGUCACCGAGCACACCGUUCACAUCGCCGUGCUCCCGGAUUCGUCUCAUCUAUCAUCCACCGAUAAAUCUCCCAUUCGACUGAAGACCUACCAGCUUGGCCCGACUACCCAUGUUAUCCCGGAAUCACCAGUUGUGUCGGCAUUAUGGCACCCACUGGGUUUGCACACCAACCUCGGUGGAUGUCUGGUCACAAUCACUGCUGAUGCUGCAGUGCGAGUUUGGGAGCUAGACCGGAACAACCAUUGGUCUUUUGAUCAGCCCACAUUGGCCGUUGACCUGAAGAAGUUGGUCGAUGGCACCUCGUCCGACCAGGACUUUGCGCCGUCUGGAUUCGGCAAGAGCAAGGGAUUCUCUGCGGAUGUCUUCGAUAUGGAGGUCGCAUCGGCUUGCUUUGCUGGAAAUGGCAAUGACAAGGAGGAUGCUUGGGCACCCAUGACUCUGUGGAUUGCCAUGAAGCCUGGUGACCUCUAUGCGUUGUGCCCAUUGCUGCCAUCCAAAUGGCAAGCACCAUCCGCAACCAUCCCUUCGCUCUCCUCGGCUAUCAUCCCGAAGAUGGCUGCCCUUGAAGAAGCACCAGAGGACAUGGAGGAGGAGUUGAUCGCAUGCCGGCAGCAAUAUGACUGGCUGCGUGAGAUUGAUGACCAGGAGCCUUUGAACCCUCCUGCUGACUCGGAUACGAUUCGGGGUGCGGAUGUGUUCUCUCGGCCAGCAAACCCGAGUGCGAUCCCGCGCCUGCAGGGACCGUUCCGCUUCGACACUGGUGAUGAGCUCGAUGACCUGGACCUUUGUGAUAUUCUGGUCAUCGCCGCCAGACUAAACGUUGAGGAUCUGAUGAUGGGAGAAGACGAAGUGUUGGCAGUGGAGUCUAGCGAUCAAGAUAAGCUGUCUGCAACGGUCAUCUGCCUUACCAGCGGUAACGGCCGCGUUCACAUUUGUCUAGAACUGGACGGCGUCGAGGGCCAGUGGCUCCCCAAGGCUAGAAAGAACGCCUUCCGGACUCCUCUUUCGGAGCCUGCUGAUCUGGUCUUGGUCGAGUCCUUGGAUACCAUUAAAACGAAUGGCACCGAAUCUGUGACUUGGCCCACUUUCACCAAGGACAUCCACUCUCGGUAUUCCUUCUUUGUAACGACCGCAUCGAAUGUGGUACACUUCUCCAUGUCGUCCUGGGUGCAGAGAUUGGAGUCCGAAUUGCAGGCCGAGGAUACGACCGGCUCGGGCUUCCGACUCCAGGUCCUUUGCAGUGGAAACGUCGCCCAGAGAGAGAAAAUCUUGCAAGUUUCAGACGUGGAUGUUACUUCCGAGAAGGAGCAUCUUGCUGCAUCCCUCGUGUUCUAUGACUUUGAUCUGGGAUACCUCCUUCUCACCUAUGUUCCAUCCAGUCCGUAUGCGGCUGUGAUGGAUGCUCCGGAGGAUUCUUUCUCAGCAACGAUGGAUCUUCGCACUUACAGUCAAAAGACCAGCGGAGACUCUUCCCCCAUUCUCGCCCCUCGCCGCGCGCCUUACCAAGUUCCUGCCAUCCUGUACGCAAAGUCCCCACUGGAAUCUUUCGUCGAGAAGCACGUCCCGCACCGCCAGCGACACACGCUUAAAGAGCAGGUCCGCCUCUCUCCUGCGACACUUGACCUGGUCACCACAGCCCACCGUGUGCUUUCAGCUCACACCAAUGCGCUGGAACGAGCUGCCUCGGACUUGUUCCGUCGUUGCGAGAGGCUGCGGGGUGAGAUGAAGGACCAGCUCAAGCAGCUAUCAGAUGUUGCGGAGCGGAUCAACGGCGUGACAAGUGAGAUUGGCGAGGACGGCAAUCGCAAGGAUGGCUCUCGGAACGGCGCUGCCCUUGACAAGAGACUGCAGGCUGCUAAGGACAGACAGAACGCGCUUGUGCAGAGAUAUGAUGCAUUGCGCAAGAAGCUUCUUAACUCUGGUGGUCGCCCCUUGAGUGACAAGGAGAAGGCCUGGGUCUCUGAAGUCAAGGCUUUGUCCGAAUCUGUUGGCGGUGCCGAUUCCAAGCCCAGCGAGGCAGACCAACAGCUCACACAACGCUUGGAGACAGUCAAAACUCUUGCCACCGACCUCGUGGCCGAGACCAAAACUCUUGCAUCCAAGGUGCCAUCGGGCCCCGAGCCUGGAAGCCCUGCUUCUCCGGGUGGCGCUCACCCCAAGGUGCCGCAGCGACUUCAGCGUGCUAAGAUUGCUGAUGCGAUGAGGAUGGUUGAACGAGAGUCUGCGGUUAUCGAUGCGAUUACUUCUCGUCUGGAGCGUCUCAACACGAGCAUUUAA